Messenger RNA from Lotus japonicus, 1541 nucleotides. RefSeq names its product mitogen-activated protein kinase kinase kinase 20-like. The transcript has a single exon. Lineage: Eukaryota; Viridiplantae; Streptophyta; Magnoliopsida; Fabales; Fabaceae. Gene Ontology annotation, biological process: protein phosphorylation. Gene Ontology annotation, molecular function: protein kinase activity; ATP binding. The coding region runs from base 1 to 1029 and encodes 342 amino acids. The record is from RefSeq and is a predicted model, not a curated record.
AUGAACUGGGUUCGUGGACGCUCGCUUGGUAGUGGAAGCUUCGCCUCCGUCAAUUUAGCCAAACCCAAAAAAACUUCCACUCUUUUUCACUCUCCCACCGCCGUCAAGACAUCCAAUGUGAACUCCUCGUCUUCGCUCAAAAACGAGGAACAGAUACUCCAUUGCCUAGGAUCGUGCCCGCAAAUUGUCAAGUGUUUUGGCCACGAUCAAACCGUGGAAAACGGGGAAGAGUACUACAAUCUUUUUCUUGAGUAUGCUGCCGGUGGCACUCUUGCUGAUCAGCUGAAGAAUCACAGUGGUCGCCGUUUCCCCGAAACCCUCGUUCGCCGAUAUGCAAGGUCCAUCCUCGAAGGGCUCCACCAUGUUCACUCGAAGGGGUUCGUUCACUGCGACAUCAAGCUUCAGAACAUACUUGUUUUCGACAAUGGUGAUGUUAAGAUUGCGGAUUUCGGGCUUGCCAAAGAGAAAGGGGAGAUACAUAGUACAACGUGGGAGUGCAGGGGAACUCCCUUGUUUCUAUCACCGGAAGCCGUGAAUGACAGUGAGUAUGAGCCACCAGCGGAUAUAUGGGCUUUGGGUUGCGCCGUCGUGGAGAUGGUGACAGGAAAGCCUGCAUGGAACGUGGAUAGCGGGACAAAUACAUGGUUUUUGUUAGUUCAAAUUGGGAUGGGAGAAGAGUUGCCACAAAUUCCAGAUGAAUUGUCGAAACAUGGGAAGGAUUUUCUUGAGAAGUGUUUUAUUAAGGAUCCAAAGAAGAGGUGGAGUGCAGAGAUGCUUCUGGGGCACCCUUUUAUUGCAGAUGAUAUUGUUCCAUUGGAGCAAGUGAAGGAGAAGGAGCCAUUGCCAUGUCCAUCUCCAAGAACUCAUUUUGAUUGGGUUUCCACCGUGACGACAACUUCAGUUCCUGCUACACCAAAUUCUGGUGAAUGGAAAUGUUCACCGGCAGACCGGCUUCAGCGGCUGGUCGGGGAUCAAGUUCCAACAGAUUGGUUUGAAUCAGAAAGCUGGACUAUUGUUAGAUCAAGUUAGAAUUUUCAUUCAUCGUGGUACAUUUACCUGCAUAAUUGUUCAAUGUUCAAAGGAAUAAGAUUAGUGGAGAUUGCCUAUAUUCUUGGUUCGGCACAACUUGGUGCAGAAUGUACAGAGAUUCAAUUUAUAUAUCAUAAUACCAAAUUUUCGUUAAUUUUUUCAAUUAGAUGUUCCUUUGCUUUGGUUGAGGUUUUUAAUUUUCUUCUUUGUUUCUUUCUUUAUUUUCAUUAGAAUAGCUUUCACUUUCAAGUUUCAACCCUAAUAUUUUCUUGUCUAGCUAUGCUAAUUAAUCUCAUAUAUUAGCAUGCUGGUAAUGGUUUCAACCAUGAUCAUGUCUAUGUAAAGAGUGGGGGGGGGCUGAACAUUUUUUUUUAAUUUGUCAUCUAUUUAAUGUUUUCUGAUUUUAUGAUUCAAUUAGAAUUUUCCAGUUAAAAUUUUAUUUGGGUUGAGGAAGGUCCUCCUUUUUUUAAAAUGUAAGAGACUAUUUAUCAUAUUGGUUUUAAGCCUCCAUG